Molecule: messenger RNA, 1313 nt
Organism: Closterium sp. Naga37s-1
Lineage: Eukaryota; Viridiplantae; Streptophyta; Zygnematophyceae; Desmidiales; Closteriaceae
Source: the annotation of a GenBank genome assembly
GUUUCACAGAAGCAGGCGCCAUGUCGGGCGCGGCGUCAGCGGUGUACAUCCUGGACAUGAAGGGGAGGGUCCUGAUAUGGAGGGAUUACCGUGGCGAUGUUCCUGCAUCCGCUGCAGAGAAAUUCUUUAACAAGCUGAUGGAAGGCGAGGCUGACCCGUCCUCGCGAGAGCCGGUGAUUCUGGACAACGGAGUUACGUACCUCUUCAUUCAGCACAACAACGUGUACCUCAUGAUCGCCACCCGGCAAAACGCCAACGCGGCCAGCCUACUGCUCUUCCUUCACAAAGCCGUGGAGGUCUUCAAGUACUACUUCGACGAGCUGGAAGAGGAGUCCCUAAGAGACAACUUCGUCAUUGUGUACGAGCUACUGGACGAGAUAAUGGAUUUUGGGUACCCGCAAUUCACAGAGGCAAAGAUUCUGAGCGAGUUCAUCAAGACGGACUCGUACCGGCUGGAGCUGUCCACGCCCAAGCCCAACAUCGCUGCCGUCACCAACGCCGUCUCCUGGCGUAGCGAGGGCAUCCGCUACAAGAAGAACGAGGUGUUCCUGGACGUGGUUGAGAGUGUGAACAUCCUGGUGAACAGCAACGGUCAAGUGGUGCGGUCUGAAGUCGUGGGCGCCCUCAAGAUGCGAACGUACCUCAGUGGCAUGCCAGAGUGCAAGCUAGGGUUGAACGAUCGAGUGCUGCUGGAGGCACAGGGUAGAGCGACCAAGGGCAAGGCGAUUGAUCUGGACGACAUUAAGUUCCACCAGUGUGUGCGUCUGGCUCGGUUCGAAAACGAUCGGACCAUCUCCUUCAUCCCACCUGAUGGGGCCUUUGAUCUUAUGACCUACCGGCUUAGCACUCAGGUGAAACCCCUCAUCUGGGUGGAGGCGAUGGUUGAGAGGCAUUCGCGCAGCCGAGUGGAGUACAUGGUGAAGGCGAGGAGCCAGUUCAAGGAGCGCUCAACUGCAACGUCCGUGGAGAUAGAGCUGCCGGUGCCCAUGGACGCCAUUGACCCCGCCGCCCGCACCUCCAUGGGCACCGCUACGUACACGCCCGAGCGCGAGGCCAUCCUCUGGAAGAUCAAAUCGUUCCCCGGAGGCAAGGAGUACCUGCUGCGAGCGCGUUUCAGCCUGCCCAGUGUGGCAGCAGAGGAUGACGUGGCAGAGAAGAAGGCUCCGAUCCGCGUGAAAUUCGAGAUACCCUACUUCACAGUCUCUGGCAUCCAGGUGCGUUAUCUCAAGAUCAUUGAGAAGAGCGGCUACCAAGCAUUGCCGUGGGUGCGUUACAUCACAAUGGCUGGCGAGUAUGAGCUGCGCAUGAUAUGA